This is a messenger RNA of Heterocephalus glaber (naked mole-rat), 4654 nucleotides long. It is a transcript of the gene Camkk2, whose product is annotated as calcium/calmodulin dependent protein kinase kinase 2. The record is from RefSeq and is a predicted model, not a curated record. Gene Ontology annotation, molecular function: ATP binding; protein serine/threonine kinase activity. Gene Ontology annotation, biological process: CAMKK-AMPK signaling cascade; protein phosphorylation. NCBI's taxonomy places the organism in Eukaryota, Metazoa, Chordata, Mammalia, Rodentia, Bathyergidae.
GAGGCGGGCGGCUCCUCCCUGCCCGCCGCCAGCACCCCGCCCGCCCGGGCAGCGGAGAGGAGUGCGCGGCCGUGCCGAACCAGCCGAGCGCAGCCGGGGGCGCGGAGCCGGGGAGCGUGGAGCCCAGGUGGCCCCGCUGCCGGAUGGGAGAGCCCCAGCGUGGUGGAUGACGCCUCCCACGCACAAUGUCAUCAUGCGUCUCUAGCCAGACCAGCAGCGACAGGGCCGCCCCCCAGGAUGGCAGCAGCGAAGGCCCGAAGCCCUGUGAGGCCCUGCAGGGCCUCUCGUCCCUGAGCCUGCGCCUGGGCAUGGAGUCCUUCCUUGUGGUCACCGAGUGUGAGCCGAGCCGCGCUGGGGGCCUCGGCCUGGCCCGGGCCCAGCCCCUGGAGGCUGAUGGCCAAGAGAGCCCCCCGGAUGGCCCCCGGUGCCACCUCUUGGGGCGCAAACUGUCCCUGCAGGAGCGUUCCCCCGGGGCGCCGGCCUCUGGCAGCAGCCUGGCCGCGAACGGAAGCUGCGCGGACCCGUGCCCGCCCUCCUCGCCUGUCGGGUCCCCGCAGUUGUCGCCGCGGCUGCCCCGGCGGCCCACGGUGGAGUCGCACCACGUGUCCAUCACGGGCCUGCAGGACUGUGUGCAGCUCAAUCAGUACACGCUGAAGGAUGAGAUUGGAAAGGGCUCCUACGGGGUGGUCAAGCUGGCCUACAACGAGAACGACAACACCUACUACGCCAUGAAGGUGCUGUCCAAGAAGAAGCUGAUCCGGCAGGCUGGCUUCCCACGUCGGCCCCCACCCCGAGGUACCCGUCCAGCCCUGGGUGGCUGCAUCCAGCCCCGGGGCCCCAUCGAGCAGGUGUACCAGGAAAUUGCCAUCCUCAAGAAGCUGGACCACCCCAACGUGGUGAAGCUGGUGGAGGUCCUCGAUGACCCCAAUGAAGACCAUCUGUACAUGGUGUUUGAACUGGUCAACCAGGGGCCUGUGAUGGAAGUGCCCACCCUCAAGCCACUCUCUGAGGACCAGGCCCGCUUCUACUUCCAGGAUCUGAUCAAAGGCAUCGAGUACCUGCACUACCAGAAGAUAAUCCACCGAGACAUCAAGCCCUCCAACCUGCUGGUGGGAGAUGACGGCCACAUCAAGAUCGCCGACUUUGGCGUCAGCAAUGAGUUCAAGGGCAAUGAUGCUCUCCUGUCCAACACCGUGGGCACGCCCGCCUUCAUGGCGCCCGAGUCACUCUCGGAGACCUGCAAGAUCUUCUCUGGGAAGGCCUUGGAUGUGUGGGCCAUGGGUGUGACGCUGUACUGCUUUGUCUUUGGCCAGUGCCCGUUCAUGGACGAGCGGAUCAUGUGCCUGCACAGUAAAAUCAAGAGUCAGGCCCUGGAGUUCCCAGACCAGCCUGACAUAGCUGAGGAUCUGAAGGACCUGAUCACCCGUAUGUUGGAGAAGAACCCCGAGUCGAGGAUUGUGGUGCCCGAAAUCAAGCUGCACCCCUGGGUCACGAGGCACGGUGCGGAGCCACUGCCAUCGGAGGAUGAGAACUGCACACUGGUCGAGGUGACCGAAGAGGAGGUCGAGAAUUCAGUCAAACACAUCCCCAGCCUGGCGACCGUGAUCCUGGUCAAGACCAUGAUCCGGAAGCGCUCCUUCGGGAACCCCUUCGAGGGCAGCCGGCGGGAGGAGCGCUCGCUGUCGGCCCCCGGGAACCUGCUCAGCAAAAAACCACCCAGGGAGUGGGAGCCCCUGUCUGAGCCCAAGGAAGCAAAGCAGCGAAGACGGCCCUCUGGGUCCCGACCUGGCCCCCGCGGGGGAGGAGGAAGUGCUCGUGUGAAAGGUGGGCCCUGCGCCGAGAGUCGGGGGGCUGCGGCCACCGGCUCCCCUGCUCGCAUGCAUCCACUGCAGCCCGAGGAGGCGAUGGACCUGGAGUAGCUGCUGGACCGCUGACCUCGCAUGCGGGCUGCUGCUCCGAGUUUCCAUAGCAGCAUGUCCUACGGAAACCGAGCACGCGUGCAGAGCCUUGGCCGCCAUCUCUGGUUCUUUGCUUUGUCUUUUUCCUUUGUUGUCUUAAAGGGGACAAAAUACCAGGACUUGACUCCGUGAAGUUGACCUUGGCCACCGGCUGGCUGGACUGGCGGUGUAAGGAGCUACAGACCCAAACCCCUGUGCAUUCUGGGACAAUUGCUUUUUAAAACAUUUUUAUGCCCCAAAUCCUUCAUCGUGAAUUCAGAACCGUGUCAGAUGUACCAAGCGAACGUGAGUGAGGUUUGAACAGUGUGGAGAAAGAAGCAGAGCGCUCCUGCAGGCCGGGCCAUAAGCGUGGCCUUGCGACUGGCAAGGGAGAGGGAGGCUCGAAGGGACACUGGCCGCGAGGCCCAGGUCUGGGCUCGCAGCUGCAGGGAGCUUUGAUGCAACUUCAUUUGCAUGAAGGACUUUUGAAUGUUUUAUGGGUAGAAUGUAGUCAGGAAAACUGAAAGGGCUUGACGUUUAAUUGCUUCUCUGGGGGAAAUCUGCGGGGCAGCUGUGGCAGAGGCGGUUUCCCCAGGGGACCUAAGGUUUCUGACGUCAUCUGCUCACAGUGGGUUCCUAAGGGCAUUGGCCAAGUGCUAGUAAAUCUCUUUAUUCAGUUACAAAAACUUCAGGUGAAAUCCUACACUUCCAUGUACAUUACAUGGCUUAAGAUUCACCAAAAAAAAUACCUUCAACUCUCUAACUAGACUGAACUCUACAGAAGUUCAGAAGUUAUCAGAGCUUCCAGGCUUCCGCCACACGAUCAGAGACAGAGCCAAGGAGACCUGCGCCUGUAGAUCAGCAGCGCGGCUGGUUUGUACCCUGUGUGUUCUAGAGACUGCUGAGGUUUUGUCUGUACCUGGAGUCCUAGCUGGUUUGUAGGCCAGGAGACACUUUAUCCAGCUUCUGGUGCGCCACCUAGAGGUGCUCUUCCCUCUUCCUUGGCUCAGACACUAAUGAUCAUCCCCAGCUCAGAUGAGCUUCGGCAGGAGCCACGCAGUGACACUAGGAUGCCCUUUUAGAGGCGGCUGUUGGGACCCGGAGCACUCCUAGGGGCAGCUGGCACUGGAUGCUCUCUUCUUACCCAGAAGUCCAGAAAGAAAAUGUUGAUCCUUUUGACCUCCAUCCAGUAUUGGGGUUUCCUGAGGCUGGGGUGCGACUUCACAUCUGCCCUUGGAUUGUGUUCAAGGGGAGGGAAGCUUUGAAGACUGCACUGCGGAUCUGACCUCCACUUCCCAGUUCUCUGGGGGGAUCUGCUCAGUACUUGGGCUCAGAAGAGUUCUUCCCAAAGUUUCUGCCCAAUGACCUCUGGUUCAAGGUUGUCUGCCGACAGAAACAAGGCCUGUGCCCCCUGGCCAGCCAGUCACAGGGCUGGGAUGUUGUUUGCUUCCAUAGAUUUUCUUCAGCUUUUGACCGUAGUUUAGUGGGACCUUCCCUGCUAUCAUGUAAGCAGUCAGAAUUGGGGCAUGCUGGUUCCAAAGAGCAAAGACAGUCUGGGGAGGGUCGCCUUGCCUGCUUGUUUUGUCUUCCUAACCUAGUGCUUCCUCUUACCCUCCCUGUUUAAAUUUAUGGGGAAAUGAUCCAGUAGCUCUACCCGUUCUGCAAGCAGAUGGGGUUUGGGUAGUUCACAAUAAGCACCUUGCUGGUGAAAGCCAACAGUCCCAGCCUGUGUGUGGACUCUGGCCUGGCUGAGUUGGCCCUGAGGAGAGGAGGUGGCGUGCGGAGCGCUGCAAAACUCACGCCCGUUUACACGACCAUCCCUCCCCACCGUGAAGCUUCCAUCUGAGACGUCCCUGGGGCUUGGGCCAGCAAUCCGGAGGCUCCCAGCUGUGGGAGCAGUGGGUUGGGGAGGUCCACGUGGAGAACUUUCUUUUUUAAACAAAGAAACACCAAAGAAAGCUGUGGAGAGGAGCUGCCCAGCCCCACGGAAAGCUUAAGCAGAUGCAGCUGUACCUAAAGCACUGGCACCAGCCCUUCUAGAGCACAAAGCCAGCCCUGCUACGAAAGGGCAAAGCUGUGGGGAGCAGCUUUUCUGGCUGGACAGAAAGGAUGCCAUGUCCUUCCAUGGCUGGCUCUUCUGGGGACUGACGUGAUGGAAGUGACCUGCAGCCCAUGUCUGGGGGCCUGAAGGAAGCACAAAUCCUCCCUCCACCUGCCUUUCUUUGCCCUUUCCACCUGCCCCAUUUAUCCACAGGCUGCCAGCGGCCCCCAGAAACCUUACUGAGCGCCUUGUGGCACCUGGGGCUGCAGACACCUGCGGCUUCUCCGGAGUGAGAAGAAACCUUCGCAGGUGGACAGGGCCUGGCCCGGGACCCUCACCCACCCCCUGAGGGCUCCACGCUGCCCAUGGUGGAGCCCGGAUGUCCACUUGCUCCACGGUGCUAGGGACGGUCUCAAGGUCGUUGGUUCCCGUCUUUCUCCAGUUUCGUGGACUCUGCCUUUUCUAUUCUGUGAUCUAUCCAGUGCCCGAUGCUUCUGUUCUCUCCCUGAUCCUUUCUACUAUGCAUUUCCUUCUAUCAGGUGUACAGAGUUAAAUACUGUGUAUUUAUCACUCCUGAGAACAUGAACUUACGAGAAAGAUAAGCCUUUGACGUUUUUCCACAGAUGAUUGAGCUUCUCUGUAAACUUGAAAUAAACACACAGCGAAAUGGUGCGGA